Messenger RNA from Peromyscus leucopus (white-footed mouse), 3304 nucleotides. It is a transcript of the gene Homer3, whose product is annotated as homer scaffold protein 3. Lineage: Eukaryota; Metazoa; Chordata; Mammalia; Rodentia; Cricetidae. The transcript has 9 exons. Gene Ontology annotation, cellular component: dendrite; cytoplasm; plasma membrane. The record is from RefSeq and is a predicted model, not a curated record. Bases 1122 to 2228 code for a protein of 368 amino acids. Gene Ontology annotation, molecular function: G protein-coupled glutamate receptor binding. Gene Ontology annotation, biological process: G protein-coupled glutamate receptor signaling pathway; regulation of store-operated calcium entry.
GCUGGGAAUUGAACUCAGGUCCUCUGGAAGAACAGCCAGUGCUCUUAACCGCUGAGCCUUCUCUCCAGCUCCUGGUUUUGUCCUUUUAAAUAGGCGAGGGCUCCCUGGAGACUCGACUUGGACUCCAAGGUGUAGCCUUGCCCUCGGGGUGUGUGCUCAGCUGUCCUUUUGUGGGAGCAGAGAGGUCCUGAGUUCCCUGCCCUCGGGGUGUGUGCUCAGCGGUCCUUUCCCAGGAGCAGAGUCCUGAGUUCCCUGUUAGGCCCAGGAAGCAUUCCACUUUUAUUCUCUGACAUGGGGAUCUGGCGAAGACACCCCAGGUGGCCUUGAACUCCUGGGAUGCACGAUCUCCUGGGAUGCACGAUCUAACGGCCUUGGCCUUCUGAGUAGAUGGGGCCCCCGGCUCUCACCACUGACCCAGCUUUGUCCCACUUUUUGAUGCAUGGCCUUCUGCGGGGCUGCUGGGUGGGAGGGUGAAUGAGGUGUCCCACUCCCGUGAUGUUGGCCUCUUGCCCAGUUCGUGUGGGAGGACACUUUCCCGGUGGCUGGUAACCUGGAGUGUGAGUGUGACUUUGGCAUGCCAAGGACCACUUGGCUGUUGUGGAGCUGUCUCCUACCCAGGCAGUUUGUUAGCGCUCUGUCACCUCUCUGAUGACACUAGAGUCCUAGAGACCCCAGGUGUGGGGGCUUCUCCUCAAAUGGAGAAGAGCAGAGUCUGUGGGCUGGGGUCCAGCUCCGUUGGUAGAGGGCUCGCCUGGCACACAGGGCUCUCCUGGCACACAGGGAGCUCUGAGCUCCACCCCAGCACCAUGUGAACUGAGUGUGAUGGUGCCAGCCUGUCACCCCAGCACUUGGGAAGCAGCGGCCAGAGGAUCAGGAGUUCAAGUUCAUUCUUGGCUACGUAGUGAUUUCAAGGCCAGCCUGGGCGGGGACGGGUGUGGCUGCAGGACCUGCUGUCCCUUCCCUCCUUGCUGCUCUUGUGGAGGAAGUCGCCUGGAUGACCCACUUGGCUUCAGCACCCCUGGAUCCUUGCUCUCAAGCCCUUUCUCUCCCCAGAGACCAAACAAGUGGUUCCUGUCACCUCUCUGGGUACCCCUUAGACACCACCCCGCCCAGCCUGACCAAUGUCCACAGCCAGGGAACAGCCCAUCUUCAGCACCCGCGCGCACGUGUUCCAGAUAGACCCCACCACCAAGAGGAACUGGAUCCCAGCCGGCAAGCACGCGCUCACUGUGUCCUACUUCUACGAUGCCACCCGAAAUGUGUACCGCAUCAUCAGCAUCGGGGGUGCCAAGGCUAUCAUCAACAGCACAGUCACCCCCAACAUGACCUUCACCAAGACCUCUCAGAAGUUUGGUCAGUGGGCAGACAGUCGCGCCAACACUGUGUAUGGCCUCGGCUUUGCCUCGGAACAGCAGCUGACCCAGUUUGCUGAGAAGUUUCAGGAGGUGAAGGAAGCUGCCAGGCUGGCUCGGGAGAAAUCUCAAGAUGGUGGAGAAUUCACUAGUUCUGCCCUGGCCCUUGCCUCCCACCAGGUCCCCCCGAGCCCCUUGGUCAGCACCAACGGCCCGGGCGAGGAGAAGCUGUUCCGAAGCCAGAGUGCAGACGCCCCCGGCCCCACCGAGCGGGAGCGGCUGAAGAAGAUGCUGUCGGAAGGCUCCGUGGGUGAGGUCCAGUGGGAGGCCGAGUUCUUCGCACUCCAGGACAGCAACCAGAGGCUGGCGGGGGCCCUUCGCGAGGCCAACGCGGCCGCCGCGCAGUGGAGGCAGCAGCUGGAGGCCCAGCGUGCAGAGGCUGAGCGCCUGCGGCAGCGGGUGGCGGAGCUGGAGGCCCAGGCGGCUGCAGAGCCGGUCCCGGCGGCCCCCGCGGCGGCGGCGGCGGCGGCGGGCGAGAAGGAGGCAACCGGCCAGUCCGUGGAGCAACUUGAGGCUCAGGUGCAGACCAAGGACCAGGAGAUCCAGACUUUGAAGAAUCAGAACUUGGGGACACGAGAAGCUCCUGACACCACUGAGCGGGAGGAGACACAGCAGAAGGUUCAGGAUCUGGAAACACGGAACGCCGAACUGGAGCAGCAGCUGCGGGCAAUGGAGUGCAGCCUGGAGGAGGCGCGGGCGGAACGCGAGCGCGCGCGGGCAGAGGUGGGCCGGGCCGCACAACUGCUGGACGUGCGGCUGUUCGAGCUGAGCGAGCUGCGCGAGGGCCUGGCGCGCCUGGCAGAGGCGGCACCCUAGUUGGCCCCGUGGGUCUGUGACCCCAAGGUGCCCUGGCAGGGGCCCAGGGCUGCCGCUGAGCUUUGCACUGUGUAGAGUUUUCUAGAAUCCAUGGGUGGCGCUGAUACCCAGAUUGCAUUUCUACGUGGCUGUACAAGUGCGUGGCGCUGCGGGCACCUGCUGCCGCUGGCUGCUGCCACCCUCGUCCCAGGGAUGUGGAGGAGGGCCUCAGUGGUCAUCCCCGUGGGGCAACAGAGGCUUUGGGGACCAGAGACCCGCAGCCUGCACCCAUCCCGCCUCAUUCUCAAGUCAGACUGCCAGGUUCGGAGUGUUUACUGAGGUCCUCUGGGGCCCGCCCCGCGGCGGGCGCUCCCUGCUUUCUGUCGCUGCCGAAGCGUCUGCCCCACCUUCUCCUUGAAGCGGCGGUUCUGCUGCUUGAUCUUGGCCAGCUCCGCCUUGCGCUUAGCCUCCAGGUCCGGGUCCUGAGGAAGGGAGCGGCUGAGAAAGGCAGGCGCAGGGAAGCUUCCCAGGGUAGCUCUCCCCAAGCCCAGCCCACCCUUACUGGCCACACCCCCACGCCUGGCCCUGCCCACCGGGCCCUCCCCACCCCGGUCCACCUUCCCCUCCAGAAUCAGCUGCUUCCGCUUGUUGAUCUCCUUCUUUUCAUCGAAAUGCGAGGCCUCCAGUUUCUAGCAGGAGAGAGCACAGGUCAGGACAGGCCCGCGGGGAGCCCCGCCCCACACCCCGACAGCCGAGGCCACUCACGAUCUCACAUUCUCUGCGCACCACGUUGACCUGCGUGAGGAUGUUCAGGACCUCGGCCUCCUCCACCGCCAGCUCCUCCAGCUGCUUCUCUGCGGAGCGGGAGGGAGACCCAGACAGCAGCACUGAGUGGGGCUGAGUGCCAUUGGCCCUCUGCACCCCCACUUCUGGAUGUCUGCAUCCAGCCAUAUGUGGACUGAUGACAUUCAAAAAAUGCAAAAUUGUGCCUGUUAUCACAACACUGGGAAGGCAGAGGCAGGGGGAUCACUGUGAGUUCCAGGCAAGCUCUGUAGAGCAAGGAUCUCUCUCAAAUAAAUGAAUGAAUAAAUGAAGGA